GCAGCAUGGGAGGUGCUCUUUCAGAUGGCUGAAGUGCACCGACAGAUCCAGAUCCAGCUCGAGGAGAUGCUGAAGUCUUUCCACAACGAGCUGCUCACAGAGCUGGAGAAGAAGGUGGAGCUGGACGCUCGCUACCUGAACGCCGCGCUGAAGAAGUACCAGACGGAGCACAAGAGCAAAGGGGAGAGUUUGGAGAAGUGCCAGGCGGAGCUGAAAAAACUGCGCAGAAAGAGCCAGGGCAGCAAGCACCCCUCCAAGUAUGGAGACAAGGAGAUGCAGUAUGUGGAGGCCAUCAGCAAUAAGCAGAGCGAGCUGGACAACUGCAUCGCAGAGGGCUACAAGCACGCUCUGUCUGAGGAGAGGAGGAGGUACUGCUUCCUGGUGGACCGGCAGUGUGCCGUCGCCAAGAACAGCAGCGUCUACCACGGCAAGGUGAGAAAGAACACAGCUCUCCACUUCCUGUUCAUCUGCUGGUGA
Molecule: messenger RNA, 477 nt
Organism: Notothenia coriiceps (black rockcod)
Lineage: Eukaryota; Metazoa; Chordata; Actinopteri; Perciformes; Nototheniidae
Product: brain-specific angiogenesis inhibitor 1-associated protein 2-like
Exons: 5
Coding region: 25-477 (150 amino acids)
Biological process (GO): plasma membrane organization; positive regulation of actin filament polymerization; actin filament bundle assembly
Cellular component (GO): cytosol; nucleoplasm
Source: RefSeq, a predicted model, not a curated record